AUGGAAGGCACCAAUGCAAUGUACGGCGCACCGGCAAACCAGUGGCCGAUGAAUCCCAUGCCUCCGGCCAUGCCGCAACAAGAUACUGGUGAUGCACAAGAUAUGGACGAAGGCGAUAAUGCCCAUCGCCCACCAAAUGCUUUCAUAUUGUACUCUCAGGCAAUGAGAUCUCAGGUUCGUCAAGAGAACCCAAGCCUCUCUAACACAGAAGUUUCAAGACUUCUUGGAAAGAUGUGGAAAGAAGUACCAAAUGAUAUCAAGCUCCAAUACAAGCAGAAAGCAGCUGCCAUGCAAGAAGACUUCAAGCGCGAGCAUCCAGAUUACACAUAUCGUAAAGCUCGUAGGAAACGUGCUCUUAACGAAUUGCUUACAAAGUCUUCCACAGCAGGAUUCCAGCCAUUCCCAAUGGGUGGUUCCUUCCCACAAGAUAUGAAUUCAUUCCCACCUGCUAACCAGGGAUUCCCAAUGUCAUUCCCACAGCAAGGAACAGAUCCAAAUGGACAGCAAAUGUUCCAGAUGCCAGGUAUGGCUUCAAUGGGUAAUAUGCCUGCAAUCCAGUCUAUGACUAUGCCAGGAAUGCAGCAAUUGGGACAGAAUCAACUCUUUAAUCUUCAACCCCACUAUCCACCGUCAAAGUGA
Molecule: messenger RNA, 639 nt
Organism: Trichomonas vaginalis G3
Lineage: Eukaryota; Parabasalia; Trichomonadida; Trichomonadidae
Product: SRY (sex determining region Y)-box family
Exons: 1
Coding region: 1-639 (212 amino acids)
Biological process (GO): regulation of DNA-templated transcription; anatomical structure morphogenesis; cell differentiation
Molecular function (GO): RNA polymerase II cis-regulatory region sequence-specific DNA binding; DNA-binding transcription factor activity, RNA polymerase II-specific
Source: RefSeq, a predicted model, not a curated record